GGAGGUGAAAAAGAAGGAAAACCUUUACGAAAUCGUAUCGGUCGCAACUAACGCCGGCAAACGGCAACGAGUCGCGGUCUGAGCUUCUUCUUUUCGAAAGAGAGAGUUCGUUCUUUCUUGCAUACGUCUAUGUGCGGCGUCUUUGUCUGAGAAAGAGAGAGAGAGAGAGAGAGAGAAGAGCGGGGGAGAGGGAGAGAGAGAGAGAGAAAGAGAAGAUUUGGUCGGUCUCAGACGCAGAAAAAGAACUUUUGGCAAACAGUGACGAUCAAGCGAGUAGAGCAAACCGAUUCUCUUGCCAGUGAUUCUCCCAAAGUUUCGUGUGGAUCAGUUUCUUUGGAUUGAAUCUGUUUCUUUCUUUUUUUUUCUUGUUUUUAUAUCUUAUCGAAGUGACCAUCACACGAGACUUCAGCUCGUAUAGCCAAGAAUUUGUUAACGAGCAUCUCGCGCCCGUUCAAAAAUUACUCCGUUUUUUUUCUCCCACCGAUUCUGCAAUAUUUUUAAAUUUCCAAGGGUAUAAAGGAGAUCUUGUUUUAGAGAUUACACUGUGAUAACGCGUAGGAAAAAGAGGACAAUGGCUUGCGAUCGUAGUAUAAUGGCAUGGUUCAUCGAACUCGUUCCUCAAGUGGAAUUUUACAAAAUAUCUUAUUGAAAGAAAAAAUUUUACGGAAGCCAGAUGUGCAAUACCGACAAUCACGAUGAAUAAUGUGAGAGCGUGAGGAGGAGGAUGAUGAAGAAGAAGAAGAAAAAGAGAAGAAAAUAGAAGGCGUAGUUCUACGCAUUCGAGUUGCUCGAGCGUUAGAUAAAGAGAGAUUAUCGCGAUCUUUAAUAGCACGACCCGAAUUAACGCAUGUCUGACGUUAAACGACGGGGUCUCCACGCAUUAGUUUAUAUGCUGACACUUUGUUUUCAAAUCUCUGACGUCAGUUUCUAUUUCGGUUGUCUUCUUUUUGUAUUUCGUCGACAACGAAGAAAAUGCAAAUAGAUGUUGGAAAACACGAACGAGCCCAAGUUCUAGGUGAAGGUUGUUGCAUAGAUCGACUAAGUUGCCUGCAGGUGUUAAACAUUAUGGUGAUACUCGGUUUCAUGUUGAACUAUAUGCUACGUGUUAAUCUGACGAUUGCCAUCGUAUCGAUGGUAAUGCCGUCUAAUAAGCAUUCACAUUCCAAUAAUUCCCACGAAAUCAUUCCAAUUGAUAAUAGCAGUUUGAUGAUUGAGACUGCUAAGACCACAAUGCUAACUGGGAAUGAGCCGAUAAACGAAUCGACUUUUACUUCGACGUCGACAACUCGACACGAGGAGUUGGAGCAAACCAGGUAUCCGUGGAACGAAUAUGAGGUCAAUCUGAUUCUUGGAAGUUUCUAUUGGGGUUACAUCUGUACGGAAAUACCUGGAGGUAGAUUGGCUGAAAUUGUUGGAACUAAAAGAGUCUUUGGCUAUAGUAUGUUGGUGUCCAGUGGUAUCACUCUUCUCACCCCACUUUUCGCGAAAUUCGGAUAUGUCGCAGUCGCUGUACUUCGAAUUGCUCUUGGUUUCAUGCUGGGUGCCACGUGGCCCGCUAUUCAACCGAUGACUGCCCGAUGGAUUCCACCGACCGAACGUAGCAAAUUCGUUUCCAAUAUGAUGGCAUCCUCGUUGGGUGCGGCGAUCACGUUGCCUAUUUGCGGUUUUCUCAUUGCCUCUCUCGGAUGGGACUCUGUCUUCUACGUAACGGGAAUAGUCGGAUUGACGUGGAGCAUAGCAUGGUUCUAUUUCAUCUAUGAUUCACCCUCGCAACACCCACGCAUCUCCACCGAGGAACGAAACUACAUCGAAGAAUCCAUAGGAACUACCUCGUCCACCAAGCAUUUUCCGGUACCAUGGAAAUCAAUUUUCACCUCGCUUCCCGUUUGGGCGAUCCUGAUAACACAUGGAUGCAGUGUAUUUGGAUACUUCACGGUUGUUAAUCAACUACCUACUUAUAUGAAAUAUAUACUAAAUUUUAACAUCAAAGAGAACGGGAUGUUAUCUUCAUUGCCUUAUCUCGGAAAAUAUAUUUUUGCUUUAACGACUUCAACGUUGGCCGAUUAUCUUCGUCGUACGAACAAACUUUCGGUUACUGCUAUUCGAAAAAUUUUCACAACUUUCGCCGUGAUGAGCCCGGGAUUACUUAUGAUCGUACAAGCAUACCUUGGUCGCGAUCCUACGAUGUCCGUGGCAAUUUUUACCGUUGCUUUGACGAUAAACGGUGGAGUGACAGCGGGCUAUCUCGGAAACGGUCUUGACAUUGCACCCAAUUUUUCCGGAACAAUAUUUGGCAUAGCCAAUACGGUUAGCUCGUUUGGUGGCUUUUUGAGUAGCUUCAUGGUUGGUUCGAUUACCUAUCAAAAUCAAACGUAUGAACGUUGGAGAAUAAUUUUUUGGAUUCUCGCGGCUACUUACUGUAUAGGCGCUUUGGCUUUCGCAUUCCUUGGCACAGGAAAAUUACAAAAGUGGAAUUUUCCGGAAGUCAAUGGUUUCGGUAAGAAGACGAAAAAUUUAGAAAACGAUGCUGACGCAGAAAACAGAGAACCGUUGACCAAUAAAUCACUUUCGUAAUAUCGUUAUAAUCGUAUAGAAUCACACAUUUCCAAAGAAUCUCAAUCUAUCGACUGACUAUUAUCACGAGCAAACACGUCGCAACUAAAUAGAGAAGUAAACAAAAAAUACCCUUGUACAUAUACCCGAUGUAUUGUUUUUCAUGACGAACGUAAACGCGUUAUGACUUUCAACGAAUCAAAAUAAAGUUGGAAACAUUGUUAAGUACAAUAUGAUAUCGCGAGACGUAAUAGUUAUCGAUUAUUAUUAUCAUGACACAUUGCCAUGUAAAAAUAUGUACAAAGUAACGACAAAUACAAAGAGACAAAUUUUCGACGUACAAAGAUUAUUCGACGAAAUAUUUAUCCAGGAGGAAAGGAAAUGUUUUCACGAUCGAGAGAUAGGAUUCUAUGGAAGGUUACGAGAGCGUCGAUAAGGACGAUAUCCGUUAGCUUUCGUAAGUAGAUACGAUUCCAUCGGACGAUACGUUAUCGACGGAUAACAAAGACUACGAUAGUAUUUCUAAAAGCGAACGAGUAGUGGCGCUGGUAUUAUCAAUUUAAACGUUCGAUAGUUUAGCUAUAACGAACGAAUUUAACAUAGUAAACAAUGAAGUUUCUUCUUUGAAAUUUGAAAUAUAUUCAGGUCUCUUUUAUGUAAUCGCUUCGUGCAUCCUCGUUUCUCGUAUUCCUGGGUUUAGCGUCUAUCCUUCCGCAGACGACUGAGCAGGAGGUGGAGAAGAGAGAGGAGGUAACAACGAAGAAGACGUGGCGCAAGUGCGUCGCGGUGUCCGGCGUAGGGGCGCCCUGCGUUGCGGUGGUGCUCGCCGUGACGCGUGGCGCUGCGGCGCUCCACCGAUGUGCCAGGAGAAUAGAAAUCCGAGAAGCUAAACGAUGGUCGACCGACCGACCGACCGACCGACCGAUAAAUAACUCCUCCCUCCUACUUCUUCGCCCGCCGUCCACACACUGAUAUCGCGCGCCUUAGAGAUCACGCGUUACGCCCCACCCUGCUGCUUUCCCCCACCACGGCCACUCCCACGUGUUCCCCCCACCCCGGCCGCCUCUCCGUUCCUUACUUCACUCUUUCGCGCGAGACGCACGAAUUUACUGCUACUUAUCGGUGGCGCUUAGACGUCCGUCGAAACUCGACGCUGUUGAAUCAUUUAGCGUUUCCACCGGAAAACAUCGUGGUAUCAAUUUUUUAACAUGGCAAUUAUUUAUCUAGGCUCGUUGGAUUUAUAUUUUUACAUCUAUAUACGUGCUUUACAUCUGUAUCUAGCGUGUAUUUAUAAUAUAUACAUAUUGUACGUUCGUUCCUACGAAUUAUUUUUGGAAAAGAUUUCCAAUUUAUUUGUAUUUUUCCAACGACGAAUCACCAUCGUUAGCGUUUUAUCAACGUAGAAAUUACGAUGAGAUAAGAGAAUUAUAAAAAGAAAAAGAAAGGAGUGAGAAAUCUAUCGAAUCGCGGAUAGUGGUGCUCCGUCGUAAUUAGAUUGCUACUCUCUCAUAACAUCCGCGUUUAAUUAUUUCAUCGUGAUCGAGAGUCCACGAGCUUCUCGUAAAAUAUAUAUUUUCUAAAUGCGUAAAUUUACAUAGAGAAAUACAAUAAACUUCGUACGUCACGCAAUAUCGUUAUUCCCACGGACGAUUUCACGAGGGCGUAUUAAGAAAAUGUCUCGAAUGAAACAAUGUAGGUAGUAUCUUCCUUGAGUUGAAAGAAAUAGAAAAAUAGAAAUAGAGAAAUAGAAAUAGAAAAAUAAGGAAAUACAUUAGACAGAGUCGAGAGAUGAAAAAUUCGUCCUGUUCGGUGUCGAGACGAUAUCAUAGGAAUGUCUGGAAUUUGCGGAUUGCAGUACUGAAUUCAGUUGCUAUGUCGAGAUUACGCGGAUAGCAGGAAGUUAAAGGAGCGAGAGUUGGCUCGAAUUUGCCGCGCGGGACCGCCCGCUCGAAGAAACUUUCGUCCGGCUAACAGACACGCGAAGAAGGAAUGCACGCGUCGGUUACCUCUCGCGAUCGACUACUGCCGCUUCGUCGAGUCUCAUACUACCCUGUUACCUUGUGAUUAACUAAGGUUUAAUCAGCUUUACAAGCUAAACUUCUUUUGUCAACAUGCACGUGCAUGAUAAUCCGGAUGCUAUCUUUCCAGGCUUGCUACGAGGCUCGAUGAUUGUCGGAAAUGCUUUUCGUCGAUACCACACGUACUCCGUGUUCCAAGCUCUCGUCUCGAAAAACGUAUAUCAUCGACAAUGGAUCGAGAAACGUUCUGUUUCCCUGUCCGUCCGAUCAGACUCUAGCUUGGAUCUCACGCGAAGAUCGACGUAUCACCACGAACUUUCUUAUAUCUCUGCGAACCUAAUACCCAAAUUCACAGAAUGUUAGACGCAGAGUCUCCUCGUUCGCGGAUGAGACAACGAAGGUGAAAAGAGAUAAAGAGCGAGGCAAUAUGGAAAGCGACGUCUAACGUUAUACGUUCUUUCUUAUUGAUCUUUCUACCGCAUCGGACCGUAUGGAUUAUUUCUCGUGUUUCUUUUCCUUUUUUAUAAUACUGCAACGGUCUAGAGUUUUAUUCGUCGGUGCGCUCGAAGAAAAGAAAGAAGAGAUGCAAAAGGGAAAACAAAAGUCGUGGAAAAUCGUACUUCUUACGCGCUCUAUUCGAGCAAGAAACGCGAGACAUAAAUGGAAAACCAUAAGGUCGAGGUACGGAAUGGACGUGUAAAAAGAAGGAAAAAAGGAAAAUUCGCAGAAGCUGGAGGGUUCAAGCGACCUCCUUAUUCGUGUUCUUCCCUGAUUCUUACGUUCGCGAAUUGAUCGCACAAUGUUCGCGAACGCGCGAACAAAACGCAAAACCUUUCGCGGCACGCCAUUUUCUCGGCGUAGCCGACGUGAACGACGACGCGACAACGACUGCUAUAACGACGACUUGGCUCAAUUUAUUUAUUUUUUCUUUUGUUUCUUUUCUAUUUAUAAUGUGUUCCACGAUCUUGAGAACAUAAAGGUGCAAAACGUCGAGUGCGGAAUAAGAAUACAGACAUUGUGCAACGAGUAAGGUGUAAUUAACUCUGCGGGCGGUUGUCGCCAUCGGGAAAUUACGGCAUAUAAUGACGGCCUGACGUGAACGAGCAUGAAAAAAAACGGACAAGUUUUGCUUUGAAACGUGAAUUCGAUGGUGAUUAUCGCCUACGACUUACGAAGUAGCUUUUAUUGCAUCGUUCGUAACUCGAUUUCAAACGAAUCGUGUUUAAAUGGAAAUGGAAUGGGAAGGAAAGAAUCGAGAAGGAUGGACGAGAGAGCAUGACGACGCACCAUCGGCAAAAAAAUGUCGGAAACUAGAGUCGAAAGAAGAAGAAGAAGAAGAAGAAGAGGAAGAAGACGAAGGAGAAGUAGGAGGAGAAGAAGAAGACGAAGUCUCGACGGUUUAUUAAAGGGUUCUCCUAAUAACGUGUUUGAGAGUAAAAGAAGAAGACACGCAUCCAUGUUCAAAGUAUCCUCGAGUAAGAGAAAGGUGCUGAUGGCGGAGGAGCGAAAAGAAUGGUCGAAGAAAAAUGUCGGAGGGUCUAACGCAUCGAAAAGCAUCUCUCGGCAGCAGUUUACUUAUAGCAGCCGCCCCCGAUUCAUGGGAACAUCCUCCGGGCAACGAACGAAACGUUCUUGCUUCCGAACGGUCCUCUUCUUCUUCUUCUCCUUCGUCGUCGUCUUCAUCGUCUUCUUCUUCUUCUUCAUCUUCAUCGUUUUCUUUUUCUCCUUCUUCUUCAUCUUCAUCGUUUUCUUCUUCUCCUUUUUCUUCUUCUUCGUCUUCUCCUUCUUCUUCGAUUUCGAUUUCGAGACACGAGCAUGUAAACGGAGCCUCUUUCUAGACGGUAAUUUCCGGGGAAUGCGCCGAUAGCCCUUCUUCGUUCGUGUCGAAAAACGGUGUACCUUUGUACCUCUUUUCUCUUUCUUCCUUUUUCCCCAUUUUUGUGAUCGAUGGAAGAUGGUCCAGGAGUAAACACGACCGCUACAAUUAUUUCCAUCUUUUAGCAGUGUUCGUCCAACGUCGGCGUUCAUUCUUUUUGAAAAUAAUUAAAUCCAGGAUGGAAUCGUAAAAUGCGAUGGACGCUCGUAAAGAUAACAGAGAAAAUAAGAAAUGCGAUUCGUAAGUACUGCAGAUGUAAAUUCGUAUAACGAUUUUCGCAAUAAAUUUCUUUAAUACGUAGGAAGAUCUGGUGCUCGUUAGUACAGCGAGAAGGGUACAUUGCCUUCGAGAGAAGCAAGGAGAGAAAGAAGAAAAGGAAAACGAGAAGCAGUGAAAGGGAGAAUAGGUACGUAGGGCAGGUAUGCGGGUGAGAAACACCCGAGGCGCAUCCAGAUCCGCCCACGUUUAAGUCGCACACCCGCGUUGCUGGCCGGCACUCUUCCAUCAGGACUUGCCCCUUGGGCUUUUUCGGAAAGAGGGAGAAAGAGAAGGGGAGGGAGAGAAUGAGUAGGUGAAAGAGGAAAGAGAGAGAGAGAGAGAGAGAGAGAGAGAAAGUCGUGGUAAAGUCUCAGGACCCUAACAGCUCUUCCUUCCAGGUCUCCUCCACCUGCAGAGAGAAACACAGCUCGUGCACGCGAUCCACGACUCGAACGCCCCCGCGGGCACACGCCGUCAUCGCGCCAGCUUUCAGGAAGGAAGAAGAUCCAAGAAGAAGAAGAAGAAGAAGAAGAGAAUAUGUUCAAAGAAUAUUCGUUCUUGGUACGACUUUUAUACUACAUUUGUCUUGAAGUUUUUAACUGAUUCUUCCUAGUGGAUUUUUUAAUCGGAAAAUAUCGAUUAAUUAUUAACUCGUACAUUAUCCUUGUUUGUUCGCGAAGGCUAGUUCGUUGUUAUUUUUUAAGAACCGAUUAGGUGCAAGGAACAUUUUUAAAUUAUCCGAUAGAUGAUCGUAACUUGGAGAACUUGUCGAGGGUUGAAAAUGUGCCUUUUGAUAUGCAACCCGAUAGACAAGCGCGUGUUCGGCUGGACUAACGCAAGGAGCAAGAGAUUGCAUUUUUUUAUUUCGAUCUCUCAUUUUUACGUUAGGAAUGGUACUGUAAUUGCGGAAUAUUUUUCUUUGGGUUGUUGUUUUAUGACGGUUAAAUGUAUAGCUAGCGUUGCAUAUGUAUGUAAAGGAGAAUCAGUAAAGAAAUGGAAAUGAAUGGUAUUAAGGUCGAUUCGAUUUGGUCGUGCAUAUCGAUCCUUCGUGCAUUAUGUACGGGUGCAAUUGGAUAGAGGAGGCGGAGAUGAACUUGUAACGUACGUGGAGCGUGGGAUCGCUGGGAGGUAUACUCUCUUCAUCUUCUUCGUAUUCUUCCUUUUCUACCUCGAGGUCGGACAAUCGAUGCACGAUCGAGUAUCAUAAGAAGGAAAGAGACGAGUAGCAAAGAGACGAGUACAAUAAUGGCGGAUUAGAAUGCAAAGAGUAAUAAACUUCACCGUGACGUGGCUAAUUAUACGGCUCUUCUCUAUAUAAGGUGUCUCGAUGUAAUAGAUCCAGACGAGUAACGUUGAUACAACGUAGAGAGUUAAAUAAUAAUCAUUCAACAAAUUUUUCUUUAA
Vespula vulgaris is the source of this 8109-nucleotide messenger RNA. Its product is annotated as sialin-like. Gene Ontology annotation, cellular component: plasma membrane. Gene Ontology annotation, biological process: monoatomic anion transport; transmembrane transport. The transcript has 9 exons. Gene Ontology annotation, molecular function: transmembrane transporter activity. NCBI's taxonomy places the organism in Eukaryota, Metazoa, Arthropoda, Insecta, Hymenoptera, Vespidae. The record is from RefSeq and is a predicted model, not a curated record. The coding region runs from base 973 to 2574 and encodes 533 amino acids.